Myodes glareolus (Bank vole) is the source of this 1061-nucleotide messenger RNA. The record is from RefSeq and is a predicted model, not a curated record. NCBI's taxonomy places the organism in Eukaryota, Metazoa, Chordata, Mammalia, Rodentia, Cricetidae.
GUACAUACAGAUGUGCAAGAAAAUCUUUCUCAUAAUUUUUCUAUUUGCCUAAUUUAAUUAGCUUAAUCCAGUUCAAUUUUUCUUACACUAGGUCGUUCAAUAUUCUUGGCUUGAAGAAAAAUGAAAACAGCUCUGAGGUGUCACGAUUUGUUCUUCUGGGUCUGUCAUCUUCCUGGGAGCUACAGUUAUUUCUCUUCUUCGCAUUCUUAUUGAUUUUUGCUGUUAUUAUCCUGGGAAACCUUUUGAUAGUGAUGGUGGUGCAGGCUGAUGCUCAUCUGCUCCAGUCACCCAUGUACUACUUCCUAAGUCACCUGUCCUUCAUUGACCUAUGUCUGAGCUGUGUUGCUGUACCAAAAAUGCUAGGAGACUUCCUACAGAAGGAGAAGACAAUAUCCUUUUCGGGAUGCCUGACCCAGAUCUUCUUCCUUCACUUUCUGGGAGCCAGCGAGAUGUUUCUGCUGACUGUAAUGGCCUAUGAUAGGUAUGUUGCCAUAUGCAACCCUCUGCACUACCUAGCGGUCAUGAAUAACCACUUGCGUCUUCAGUUGGUGUUUGCCUGCUGGUGUGGAGGCUUUAUCCACUCUAUCACACAGCUCAUUAUUGUCAUCCAACUGCCUUUCUGUGGUCCCAAUGAACUGGACAACUUCUAUUGUGAUGUCCCUCAGGUUAUUAAGCUGGCCUGCAUGGAUACUUACUUGGUUGAGGUGCUGAUGGUCUUUAACAGUGGCAUAUUGUCUCUUGUCUGCUUCUUGGUCCUGCUCUUUUCCUAUGCUCUCAUCCUACUCACUCUGAGAACUCACCUCCAUCGGGGGCAGAGCAAGGCUCUGUCUACCUGUGCUUCUCACCUGACGGUGGUCAGCUUGAUCUUUGUUCCCUGUGUAUUCAUCUACUUGAGGCCAUUUUGCACCUUCUCUGUGGAUAAAGUAGUCUCUGUGUUUUACACAGUGAUCACACCUAUGCUGAACCCUCUUAUCUACACACUGAGAAAUACAGAUAUGAAGCGAGCUCUAGAAAAGCUGAGAAGGAAGCAGGUGACAUCCCACUGCCUCAUUAAAGGAUGA